This is a messenger RNA of Morus notabilis, 678 nucleotides long. Its product is annotated as germin-like protein subfamily 1 member 17. Lineage: Eukaryota; Viridiplantae; Streptophyta; Magnoliopsida; Rosales; Moraceae. Gene Ontology annotation, molecular function: manganese ion binding. Gene Ontology annotation, cellular component: cell wall. The transcript has 2 exons. The record is from RefSeq and is a predicted model, not a curated record. Bases 1 to 678 code for a protein of 225 amino acids.
AUGACGAAGAUUAAUAGUGUUAAUUUCGUUUUGGCACUCGUUGCUUUGGCUAUGGCAACUUACAUUGCAUGUGCCUACGACCCUGGCCCUCUCCAGGACUUCUGUGUAGCAAUUGAUGACCCUAAACAUGUUUUGUUUGUGAACGGGAAAUUCUGCAAGAAUCCUGAGCUGGUGAAGGCAGAGGACUUCUUCUUCUCAGGGCUAAACAUCCCCAGAGACACAAACAACGCCGUUGGCUCCAACGUAACCAUGGUGAAUGUCGACAACAUUCCGGGGCUCAACACUCUCGGCGUGUCACUGGCGCGCAUCGACUACGCGCCUUACGGGCAGAACCCACCUCACACCCACCCGCGCAGCACCGAAAUCCUGUUCGUCGCCGAGGGCACGCUCUACGUCGGUUUCGUUUCGUCGAAUCAAGACGGAAACCGCCUGUUUACGAAGAUUCUUCACAAGGGAGACGUGUAUGUGUUCCCGAUUGGGAUGAUUCACUUUCAGUUCAACAUUGGAAAGUACCCGGCCGUGGCCUUCGUCGGUUUCGGCAGCCAAUUCGCGGGAACCAUCACCAUCGCUGACACCGUGUUCGGGUCCCACCCUCCCAUCAACCCUGAGGUCCUUGCUAAGGCGUUCAUGUUGGACAAGGAUGUGGUUGAAAAGCUUCAGAAGAAGUUUGGUGCAUGA